Messenger RNA from Lactuca virosa, 1320 nucleotides. The record is from the annotation of a GenBank genome assembly. Lineage: Eukaryota; Viridiplantae; Streptophyta; Magnoliopsida; Asterales; Asteraceae.
CAUCACUCAUGCGCUGGGCAUACUUUGUUGCAUGUACGAACAGAAACACACAGAAGAACACAGGCGACCGAUUGACAAUUGUUGUAACUUGUAACAUUCGAAUCCCCAAAAUCCCACUCCACAUUUCUACUAAAACCCUAAAAUAUCAGUACUCCUUUUCUCUCUGGAUAAAUAUGGAUGAACAUGUUGUUCAAAAUGAUUGCGAUUUGCAGUUGUCCUCAUCUACUUUAGAAGGAAAUUUCAAUUAUGCACCUCAUUUAGCUGAAAGUACUUUGUAUCAGCACAUAACUAAAGCAGAAGACUGUGAUAGCUACUCUGCUCCUCAAUGGAUUGGAUACCAGCAGAUGCCUCCAUACUAUGUUGAGUAUCUUGUAGGAAAUGGGAUCUCUGAUAUGCAAGGAGAAAUACCACAUGACACUAAUGGAAUCGGAUGCAGUUUUACAUCUGAAGAGUCUUUUCUGAGCAUGGAAGCCCAUCAGGUAAGACAAUCAAGGUGUCAACAUGAAGAAAUACUGGCGAACAAUUUCAGAAACACACAACAUCAAAUAUGCUAUCAGAAGCAAGGGCCAGAAGAAGGGCUAGAUACUGCUGCUCCAAACAUGUCAGGCAUCACCACAUCACGCAGGACAUAUAUGAGACAGAAGGCCACUGAUGCAGAUCGUCGUCGCAGAACAAGGAUUGCAGCAUCACUAGAUGCAUUGGAGGAUUUGCUUCCACAGUCCAAAGAGAAGCAAGGGCCAGAAGAAGGGCUAGAUACUGCUGCUCCAAACAUGUCAGGCAUCACCACAUCACGCAGGACAUAUAUGAGACAGAAGGCCACUGAUGCAGAUCGUCGUCGCAGAACAAGGAUUGCAGCAUCACUAGAUGCAUUGGAGGAUUUGCUUCCACAGUCCAAAGAGGGAAACAAAACAAACAUAGUUGAUGACUGCAUAGAGUAUAUAAAGUAUUUGCAGCUUCAUAUGAAGGAAUUGAGUCAGAACAGAUUGGUAGGGGAACCAACUUCCAAUCACUUAACUUACCUUGAGGGAUAUGGUGCUUACCUUGUUGAUGAAAAGACUGCUACUGCUAGUGGACCACUGCAAGAGAUGCUUGGAAAUUUGAUGGAAACAAGUCCCUCUGCAGCAAUUAAGCUGCUAGAGAGUCGAGGUCUUUACAUGAUGCCUAUUAAUGCUCGCUCCUCCUAACUCCUAACUCCUAACUCCUAACUCCUAAUUCAACAUUUGAGAUUUCAACAAAACACCAAACACUUGUUAUUUUGUUAAUGUUCUCUCUAAAUUCUAAAACUAAAUCCUACUUGUCUUUUACUACUUUUGUCAUGCA